AUGGCCUUGCCGCCGCGGCCAGAUGGGCGCCUCCCGGAAGCCCCAGCGCCGCCGGUGGAUGGACUCACCGACGACCUCCUCGCGGCCAUCCUGAUCCGCCUCCCGACCCUCGCCGACUUCGGCCGCGCCGCCGCCGCCUGCCCCGCCUUCCGCCGCGUCAUCGCCGACCCCGCCUUCCUCCGCCGCGUGCGCGCCCUGCACCCGUCCCUCCUCCUCGGCUUCCUCACCUUCACGGGAGGGUUCCGCCCCGCCGAGCCGCCGUACGCCUCCGUCCCCGCCGCCCGCGCGGUCGCCCGCGCCGCCGACUUCAGCUACUCGUUCCUGCCCAGACCGAGCGGGUGGGUCGUCCGCAACGCCCGCGACGGACGCGUCCUUCUCGACUGGAACGACGGAGGGGACGGCAUCUUCACGAAGCUCGCCGUGUGCGAUCCCUUGUUCCGCCGCUACGUGGUGCUUCCCCCAAUUCCUGAGGACCUGGCCGCCGCCGUCCAGCAACCGCACCUUUUGGAUCUCGAGCGGAAGUUCCAGGUCUUCCUCGUGCCCUCCGACCAGGAGGCGGCGCAGACGUCAUUCAGGGUGCUUUGGAUGGCGCAGUGCCCGACUAAGCUGGUCUCAUUCAUCUUCUCAUCUGUCAGUGGGCAGUGGCAUGCUGUUGUAUCCCCCACUUGGAAGGAUCUCGACCCUGCCAAGUCCCGUGUUACCAUGACGCGCCGUCUCCUGUACUUCCGCAGCUAUGCUUACGGCUGUUUCUACUGGAUGAUGAUGUCCAUCACGCCCAAUUUUCUUGUGCUGGACAUGGCUAGGAUGGAGUUCUCGCUUCUUAAGUAUCCAUCCCACUUUAGUGGACAGGCUUCUACCAUUGUGGAGGCAGGAUAA
Panicum hallii is the source of this 876-nucleotide messenger RNA. RefSeq lists its product as uncharacterized. The transcript has a single exon. NCBI's taxonomy places the organism in Eukaryota, Viridiplantae, Streptophyta, Magnoliopsida, Poales, Poaceae. The record is from RefSeq and is a predicted model, not a curated record. Gene Ontology annotation, molecular function: protein binding. Bases 1 to 876 code for a protein of 291 amino acids.